AUGAGUACGGACGCAGAGAUGGCCAUAUAUGGCAAGGCUGCCGUUUACCUCCGGAAGCCAGAAAAGGAGAGAAUUGAGGCUCAGAGCAAACCUUUUGAUGCCAAGAGUGCCUGCUACGUGGCCGAUGCCAAGGAGCUGUACCUGAAGGGAACAAUCAUCAAGAAAGAUGGUGGCAAAGUCACUGUCAAAGUCCUGGACACUCAGGAGGAGAGGACAGUCAAAGAAGAUGAUGUCUCUCCAAUGAACCCUCCCAAGUAUGACAAGAUUGAGGACAUGGCCAUGAUGACCCAUCUCAAUGAAGCCUCUGUGCUGUAUAACCUCAAAGAGCGUUAUGCAGCAUGGAUGAUCUACACCUACUCUGGGUUGUUCUGUGCCACUGUGAACCCCUACAAGUGGCUCCCAGUGUACGAUGCUGAAUGUGUGGCUGCCUACAGAGGCAAGAAGCGUAUGGAGGCUCCACCCCACAUCUUCUCUGUCUCUGACAACGCUUAUCAGUUCAUGCUUACUGAUAGGGAGAACCAGUCUGUCUUGAUCACUGGAGAAUCUGGUGCUGGAAAGACUGUGAACACCAAGCGUGUCAUCCAGUACUUUGCAACAAUCUCAGUUGGUGGAGACAAAAAGAGGGACACGUCAAAGGGGUCACUGGAGGAUCAGAUUAUUGCAGCCAAUCCCCUGCUGGAGGCCUACGGUAACGCCAAAACUGUGAGGAAUGACAACUCCUCUCGUUUUGGUAAAUUCAUCAGAAUUCAUUUUGGCACAACUGGCAAACUGGCUAGUGCUGAUAUUGAGACAUAUCUGCUGGAGAAGUCUAGAGUGACAUUCCAACUUCCUGAUGAAAGAGGCUACCACAUCUUCUACCAGAUGAUGACCAACCACAAGCCUGAGCUGAUUGAGUUGGCACUCAUCACAACCAACCCCUAUGACUUCCCCAUGUGCAGCAUGGGUCAGAUCACUGUGGCCAGCAUUGAUGACAAAGUUGAGCUGGAAGCCACUGAUAAUGCUAUCGAUAUCCUGGGCUUCACCGGUGAAGAGAAGGCAAGUAUCUACAAGAUGACUGGUGCUGUGCUCCACCACGGUAACAUGAAGUUCAAGCAGAAGCAGCGUGAGGAGCAGGCUGAGCCUGAUGGCACAGAGGAGGCUGACAAGGUUGCUUACUUACUGGGUCUGAACUCAGCUGACAUGCUGAAGGCUCUGUGCUAUCCAAGAGUAAAGGUCGGAAAUGAAUUUGUCACCAAGGGACAGACUGUACCUCAG
Molecule: messenger RNA, 1254 nt
Organism: Epinephelus moara (kelp grouper)
Lineage: Eukaryota; Metazoa; Chordata; Actinopteri; Perciformes; Serranidae
Product: myosin-2-like
Exons: 11
Biological process (GO): actin filament organization; vesicle transport along actin filament
Cellular component (GO): vesicle; cytoplasm; myosin complex
Molecular function (GO): ATP binding; actin filament binding; microfilament motor activity
Source: RefSeq, a predicted model, not a curated record